Acaulospora morrowiae is the source of this 384-nucleotide messenger RNA. The record is from the annotation of a GenBank genome assembly. NCBI's taxonomy places the organism in Eukaryota, Fungi, Glomeromycota, Glomeromycetes, Diversisporales, Acaulosporaceae.
AUGGUAGCCGGUCACACAAAGUUUACUUCUGAUAGUUUUUUUGGACUUUUCAAAUUGAAAUUAAGAGACUCUGAAGUUGACAAUUUGAAAGAUUUAUUAAAAAUUGUUGAGGAGUCUAUUGUUGGAGGUUACAACAAAGCUGAAACAAUUUAUAAUACUAAUGGUUCAAGAAAAAUUACAUUCUAUAACUGGAUUGAGUUUUUGGAUACUUUUUUUACUGGAAUUCCAUCACUUUUAAAACAAUAUUAUUUCAUUAUGACUUACAAUCAAAAAGAAAUCAUAAAAAUUCAAAUAACGAUUAAUAGUGCAUUAACUAAAGUAAAUAUUGCAUAUGCUAAUGUAAUUACAUCUACCUCAGAAAACAAUUACAAAUGCCUGAAGUGA